CUCAAUGAAGACAAAGCGGAACCAACCCUUCCUCGAGUCAUACUUUCAGUCGGAAAUGUUUUCGUGAAGAUCCUUUAAAGAUGCAAUGUGUGUUGAAAGGCGUGUCUGGAGCUCUCAUCCCCUUGACUGACGGACGGGCCCUGAUAUUGGGCCGUGGCCCUGAAUCAGGCAUAGCAGACAAAAAAUGUUCCAGGCACCAGGUAAAACUGGUCGCCAACUAUGCAAGUUGUGAAGUACUUGUCACGCAGCUGGGUCCUAACCCUUCAUCGCUCAACCAUGAAUCCUUGGGCCGGGGGCAGACAGGCAUUCUGUCUGAAGAUGGUACUCUUUACCUGGUCAAUCAAAGCCACCCUUUCACUGUGCAUUUUACGGAAAACUCCAAUGGCAACACCUCUUCUUCUGCUCAGAAAAGGAAAACAGAAGAAAGAAUUGGGACAGAUGAAAAGAAAACUGCCCCUAAACGGAACAUACAGGAUUUCUUCACAACAUCCCCCAAAAAGUCAGUAAAGAGACCUCAUAGUUCAGAGGAAGAUGAAUGGGAGCAGAAGCGUGGUCGCACUGAGACGUUCAACGACGACUCUGAGGGGCUUGCUGAGGAGAAUCUGAGGAAGCUGCAAAGUCUUGCUGAGAGGGCCAGCUCUUCUCAGCAGGCACCAGAGAAGACGACCCAGAGCAGGUCCUCAGCCUGCUCCAAGAGCCACUGGAAGAAGAUCGGCCAUCUCAUACUGUACACUGCUGCAGGUGUUAGAGGAAGUUCAAAGAUUGCUGGUUUUGACAUUGAUGGCUGCAUCAUCACAACAAAGUCUGGUAAAGUGUUUCCUACAGGACCAGAUGACUGGAGAAUUCUGUAUUCUGAAAUUAAGCCAAAACUUGCCAGUCUGCUUGGAUCAGGUUAUAAGGUGGUGUUCUUCACCAAUCAAAUGGGCAUAGCGAAGGGAAAACUGAAAGAAGAGGUGUUUAAAUCCAAAGUAGAAGAUAUUCUUCAAACACUGCAGCUACCUGUUCAGGUAUUUGUUGCUGCUGGUCCAGGAACUUUUAGGAAGCCAGUAACGGGCAUGUGGAAGCAUUUGUGUGAGGAGGCAAAUGAUGGAAUCCCUGUGGACAAAUCGCUGAGUUUUUAUGUUGGAGAUGCAGCAGGGCGGCCGGUAAACUGGGCCCCUGGGAAGAAGAAAAAAGAUUUCUCGUGCAGUGACCGACUGUUUGCCUUAAAUCUUGGACUGCGGUUUGAGACUCCUGAGGAGUACUUCCUUGGCUGGAAGAAGGCACCCUACAGUCUGCCCUCAUUCGAUCCAAGGAAGCUGGACCCUAAUGGCCGGCUGUAUGACCCCCCAUCAGCCUCUCUCACUUCCAGCACGCCAGAGAUCGUUGUGGCAGUAGGAUUCCCUGGAGCUGGGAAGUCAACCUUCUUCCAUAAGCAUAUGGUACCAAAGGGCUACACUUAUGUGAACCGAGACACAUUGGGUUCCUGGCAGAACUGUGUGUCAGCCUGUGAGAGAGCUCUGAAGCAAGGCCACAGUGUUGUCAUAGACAACACCAAUCCUGAGCCAGAGUCUCGUAAACGGUACAUAGAUGUCAGUAUAAAAGCUGGGGUUCCUUGUCGCUGCUUCAAUUUCACUGCAUCUCUGGAACUAUCUAAACAUAACAACAAGUUUCGAGAGAUGGUUCCGUCAGACACAAAGCACAUGAUUGUCAAUGACAUGAUCUUCCACAGCUACAAGAAAAAGUUUGUAGCGCCCAGUCUCUCUGAAGGCUUCUCAGAAAUUCUGCAGAUCCACUUUAUCCCUCAUUUCAAAAACAGCCAAGAGGAGGCUCUCUUCAGGCAGUUUAGUGAAGGCUGAAGACGAAGCUGACAGAAAGAGGCAUCCAAAGUAUUGUGGUGUUUUGGGUAGCAGGAACACAUUUUUGGCCUGAUCUGGUCACUCCACUACACCUCCACAAACAGACAAGCUCCAAAAUAGGCCUUCCUUAUUUUUACACGUUUAAAUGUUUUUUCUACUCCACAGUACGUUCAAAUCAGAGGUAACAUUGAUUUUUUUUAGUCAGAAUUUUAGAAAAUCAUGUCAAUGAUUUCAAUGUAAAAUCAUGUAAAUGAUUUGGAUGUAGAUAAAGAAUAUAGAGUUGUAAACCUAUGUUUUAAAUGAAUACAUUAAAGUGUUUUUUUUCUUCUGAA
Messenger RNA from Alosa alosa (allis shad), 2170 nucleotides. RefSeq names its product polynucleotide kinase 3'-phosphatase. NCBI's taxonomy places the organism in Eukaryota, Metazoa, Chordata, Actinopteri, Clupeiformes, Clupeidae. Gene Ontology annotation, biological process: DNA repair. The transcript has 18 exons. The record is from RefSeq and is a predicted model, not a curated record. Bases 81 to 1838 code for a protein of 585 amino acids. Gene Ontology annotation, cellular component: nucleus. Gene Ontology annotation, molecular function: protein binding; double-stranded DNA binding; polynucleotide 3'-phosphatase activity.